Rhopilema esculentum is the source of this 3290-nucleotide messenger RNA. The record is from RefSeq and is a predicted model, not a curated record. Lineage: Eukaryota; Metazoa; Cnidaria; Scyphozoa; Rhizostomeae; Rhizostomatidae.
UUAAAUUUUCAUGAGGUGAGAACUGAGAAUUGUUGCACAAGCGCAAUGCAAGUAUGAACCCAAGCUGCAUGCUUAUAAAUCGACGGACAAAUAGCAACAUAGCACAAUUACAACAUAGUAUUAUACAUUAAAAAUGACAAACAAAACAUAUAAUUCGCUCGAAAAUGUCGAUGGAGUCUCGGAAACUUCGCAUGAGGAGGAUAAAGGUCAAGAUGAAACAAAUGGAGCUGCGAAAACGGUCAACAAUGAUGUUGAUUCUGAUGACACAUUAAGAAAGAGAGCAUGUUUACACGAAAAAAAACGAUAAUUUUAUUUUCCAUUUCGCUUUACUGGUUUAUAGUUGGUUGUGCCUUUGCAAUGAUAGCACCUUUCUUCCCUGGAGAGGCAAGCCAGAAAGGUGCAAGUUUGUCUACUGUUGGAAUGAUAUUUGCUAGUUAUCCUUUGACUAUAUUUUUUGUGUCUCCAAUUGUUGGAAUUCUUAUACCAAUAGCAGGACCAAAGACAGUCCUACUUCUUGGCUUGAUUAUAGAGGGUGGAACUCAGAUUCUCUUUGGCUUUGUGGAUAUGAUGCCAGACAAAGAAACAUUUGUUGCAUUUUGCUUCCUGAUUAGAAUUGUGAGUGCCAUUGGUGGAGCUGCAACGUCAACAUCUGCCUUAACAAUAAUAACACAAACAUUCAAAGACAACCUAUCCCCAGCUGUGGGCAUAAUGGAAACAUUUGGUGGCUUUGGAAUGAUGGCAGGUCCCCCUAUUGGCGGACUUCUGUAUUCAGUUGGUGGAUUCAAGUUGCCCUUUCUAGCUGUUGGAAUCCUUGCGCUUGUCAGCUCGAUACCAAUUUAUUUCAUUCUUCCAAAAGAUGAUACUAGAACUGAAACAUCAGAAACAGAUAAAGGAGCAUUAUGGCGGGCGUUAAAGAUACCCGCAAUAAUUGUUGUUGCGGUAUCGAUUGUUGUUAGUGGCAUUGCGUUGAGUUUCUUAGAUCCAACCCUGCAGAAGCAUUUGCAAAAGCCAUUCCAUUUGAACAGUUUUAAAGUGGGCUUAGUAUUCCUCAUCGCCCCUGGUUUAUAUGCAAUUCUGGCACCUCUAUUUGGAAUGAUUGCUGAUAAAACCGACAAGAGAAUUACAAUGUCUCUAGGCGCAAUAGUAUGCGGCAUUUCGUACAUAGCAUUAGGACCUUUCCCCCUCAUACCUUCAGCCAUCCUGCCUCGGACUCUUUGGAUGAAUUGUAUUGCUUUGGCAUUACUUGGUUUGGGUGUAGCGCCGUUAUUUAUCCCAGCUUUAGCUGACAUGGGCGAGUCGGCUGAACGAUAUGGUAUGAACAAAGGUCUCGCAACCAAAAGCGCUUUGUCUUCGAUAUUCAAUUCGAUGUUCAACAUUGGAGCUAUAGCUGGUCCCACGGUGGGUUCAAUACUUGUGGAGCGAUUGAACUUUGGUUGGGGAGCCGGGAUAAUUGGUUUCUGUUUAGCUUUAACGGGAUUUGUCAUACUUGUGUUUACCUUUUUCGAACGAAGAACAAGAAAAUAUAAAGAGUCAAAGAAGACUGAUGUUGAUGAGAGUCGCCCAAUUCUUGCCUAGUGUCAAUGCUACUGGACACGCGCUAAUACCCCGUGCUGGUCACUUUCAAAUGGGUUUGUAUCAGAUCUCAACUGUUCCGUGACACGUUGGAGAUUAUGUUUUUAUGGAAAUAUUUACUUACAUAAAAGGACACUUAAUUUUAAAUUUCAACUAGUUACUUUAAACAAAACAUUCUUGUCGUCUUUGUGCAAAUACAUUUAACAUUUAUUUAUCCUUUCAUCAAUAGUUAUUUCACCCACUCUCCCUUUUUAUUCUUCCCAAGCCUAAUCUUUGUCACUGUUUUCUUCAUCUUUUUAUGCAAUAUUUUGUUGUAGAUAUGUUCAAAGUUUUAAAAAUUGUACUAUAUGACGAGAGGGGCUGCUUUGUGCCAAUCAACUACACCCCAACACCGCUUUACAGUAGUUGAUGGGCAAAAUUGCUAAUUUUCUGUGACAAUUUCGUUUUAGUUAGUUAAAAUUUAGCAUGUUGUCUUUGCAAAUACCUCCAUCGUCAAGCUAUAUCUAUCACGCUCCCAAGCCACCCACCCCUUUUAUCAAGAUGCCCCAAUAGAUUUAUGUGUAGAUUGAUGACAGAGUAGAAUCUUGUUAUUUCAGUAGCUUUUUAAAACGUCUUCAUUCUUUAACCACAAUACAAUUAACUCGUUUUUUUUAAUCGCAGAAAUUCCUUGCAGUUUUAUUAAUUUUGUACUUUUUAUGCUAGUUCGAUUUGAUUAUACUUUUCCUCUGCCAUUUUAAUUAUGUUGCAAUUUAACAACUUAGGAUAUGAGCUUUGGCCAUUAAUAUUUGAAGUUAAGGCCUAAGCGCCUUGAAGGGUGUAGAUUCAUAUGUAUACUUUAAAAUAAUCAGUUACCUGAUACAGUGGAACCUCAAAUAGCGGCAGCCUUCAGGGGCCAAGCUUAGUGGUCUUUUUUUAAAGGUUACCUCUAAAGGAAGGUUUUUUCAUAUAUUCUCCUUAUCGAAAAAGCGGAGGUUUUCACAUGUGGGAUCACCACCAGUUCGGCAGGGACCUGGGACUUCCUCAACUAACCGCAAAUCUGGAGAUGGCUGUUCCGCAGAAGUGACCGUUAUUAGAGGUUUCACUGUAUCAGACCUGUCAACCCUCCCGGUUCAGCCGGCAGACUCCCGGUUUUGACUGCUUUCUCCCGGUCUCCCGUUUUUUUAAAUUUUUCUCCCGGUUUCAAAGAUGUCUAGCAGAAUGUCUAGGAAGAAUCUUCACCGAAUGUUCGAUUAAACUGCGUAUCUCAUGCUUCAAAGACAGGUCCAUCGUGUAUGUUUUCUUUUUACGGAGGUAAAAUUAAGAUAUAAUGGUCACAUUGACUUCCACAUGACAAUCUUUUUUGUUAGUGCUUACUGAUUAACAAAAAGCACUUAAAGUUAUUAUGAAGAUACCUCUCAUGAUCACUUUUGUCGUAAACUGUUUGCCGAGCACAACAUUUUAUCAGUUAUAUUUAUUCCCUUAACAAAUCACUGCGAUCUCCCUGUUUUUGACCAAAUCUCCCUGUUUUUCUUUAGGAAAAAUCUAAAAUCUCCAGGUUUUGAAAAUUUAAGGUUGACAGGUCUGCUGUAUAUGUGUUUAUUACUCAAUUAGAUAACUUUUUAUCCUUAAAUUUUUUGCUGAAUGCUGCAAAAUUCGUUACAAUAUAAUUGUCUGCAAUAUUUGACUUAGUCAUGUGUAAUGUUAUAUGAAUCUAAGCUAUUGUGUAUCUCUCUACAGAA